Messenger RNA from Acanthosepion pharaonis, 4401 nucleotides. The record is from the annotation of a GenBank genome assembly. NCBI's taxonomy places the organism in Eukaryota, Metazoa, Mollusca, Cephalopoda, Sepiida, Sepiidae.
AUGUCUGUCGCGGAACGUUUGAAAGAAUUGGAGCGGAUUUACGUGACUGGGGGCCAUGAAGAAGCGUUCAGCAUUGAAACCUUGCUCGAUGUUCUCCUGGUUCUUUUUGAUGAAUGUUGCAAUUCAACUCUGCGUAGAGAGAAAAACAUUUCGGAUUUCGUGGAGUUUGCACGGCCCAUUGUAAAAAGAGCUAAACAGAGCAGACUGCAAAGAGAGGACUUUGAGACUUUGAAAAUAAUUGGAAGAGGUGCCUUUGGAGAGGUCGCUGUUGUCAAGUUGAAAGGAACAGAAAAAGUGUAUGCCAUGAAAAUAUUAAAUAAAUGGGAAAUGCUGAAAAGAGCUGAGACUGCAUGUUUCAAAGAAGAACGAGAUGUUUUAGUAUAUGGAGACAGGCGGUGGAUAACUAACCUACACUAUGCAUUUCAAGAUGAUAAUUACCUGUAUCUUGUCAUGGACUACUACUGUGGUGGUGACUUACUAACAUUACUUAGUAAAUUUGAAGAACGCCUACCAGAGGACAUGGCAAAAUUUUACAUUGCUGAAAUGGUCUUGGCUAUCCACUCUUUACACAUGUUAAGAUAUGUUCACAGGGACAUAAAACCUGAUAAUGUAUUAUUGGACAAAAAUGGUCACAUUGUUCUGGCUGAUUUUGGAUCUUGUUUAAAGUUGUUAACGGAUGGCACAGUUCAAUCAUCUGUAGCAGUAGGUACUCCUGACUACAUAUCUCCUGAAAUUCUUCGGGCAAUGGAGGAUGGGCAUGGACGUUAUGGGCCAGAAUGUGACUGGUGGUCAUUAGGUGUGUGUAUGUAUGAAAUGCUGUAUGGUGAAACUCCAUUUUAUGCAGAAUCCUUAGUAGAAACAUAUGGAAAGAUCAUGAAUCAUCAGAACCGAUUUGAAUUCCCUGAUGAUAAUGAAGUAACACCUGAAGCAAAAGAUCUCAUGAGAAGACUCAUCUGUAGUGCAGAUGAGCGGUUUGGUAAACGAGGAUUAGAAGAUUUCAAAUGUCACCCCUGGUUUAAAGGCAUUGAAUGGGACAAUAUUAGGGAUGUUAAAGCUCAGUAUAUUCCUGAAGUCAGUAGUCCAACAGAUACCUCAAAUUUUGAUGUUGAUGAGACCGAUUUCCGUCACACUGACUCUCAGGCUCCUCCAGGACAUGGUGCCUUCAGAGGGCACCACUUACCUUUUAUUGGCUUUACAUUUACUGAGAACCAUUUGUUGUCUGAUCUGAAUGCCUUACUACCAGAUCUUGAUUCAACAGAUUCAGCACAAAUUAAUAAUAAAGUUCAAGUUCUUCAAAAAACUAUUAAUGAAUUGGAAGAAGAAAAAAAAGUGCUGGCUGAAAAAUUGAAAGAAACUUUAGAAUCUGCAGUAGGAGCUUCUAUUGUGGAAAUAUCACCUGGUGAUGCUGCUGCAGCUGCUGCUGGACCUUCCAAAUCAGAAGUCAAACAAUUAAAAGAAGAACUGGCUGCUUUACAAAAAAUAGUUUCAUUAAAGCAGUCUGAGGUAACUAAUCUUGAGAAUGACUUGAGGAAAUCCCAGGAUGGAAAGAGUGAGCUUGAGCGCAGACUUAGGCUAAUUGAUGCAGAAAAAAAUACAUUACAAAAGGAGUUUUAUGAUCUUCAGAAUAAAUAUAAACAGCAGACUAGGGAACUAAAAGAAGUGAUAUCAAAACAAAAAAUUACCAUGGAACAGUACACUGAUACAUCUGAUGUACUUGGGAAAACACAAUCCAAGGUAAAAGAACUUGCACGAAAUGUGCGUGACCGAGAAGAAGAAAUUGAAGAUACAAAACGAAAAGUAGAAAGCAUGAAGAUGGAACGGCGCAGGUCUGAAAAAACUCAUAGUGAACUGCGGCGGUCAUUAGAAGAGGCAAAGUCUGAGGCAAGCAAAGAAAAGAAGCUACGUGAAAGAGCUGAACAGUAUGCACGAGAACUUGAAACUGAAUUAGAAGCAGCCAAACAGAAACAAAUGGGAAGAUCAACAAGUUCUACUAGCUUGGAACUAACUCAAGAAGUUGCAAGGCUUAAAGCUGAUUUAGAAAAGAAAGAUGUUGGAUAUGAAGAAUCAAUUGCAAGAUUGAAAUCUGAACAAUCUAAACAUGAACAAGAAUUGCUGCACCAAAUACAAGAUUGGGAGAGCAAAUAUACUGAAGCCUUUGAAGAAUUAGAAAACUUAAAUGUUGAAUAUAAGAAUCAACUAAAACAAUAUAAUAUUAUUCUGAAAGAGAAGAAUCAGCUUGAGCAGGAACUGAAAGAUGUUAAUGACAAACGUGAGUCAGUUUCACAGUGGGAGGCACAGAUAUCUGAAAUUAUUAAAUGGGUGAGUGAAGAAAAAGAUGCUCGUGGUUACCUGCAGGCUCUGGCAACUAAAAUGACUGAAGAAUUAGAAAACCUUAAAGUUAUGGGUGAAGAUUCAGGCAGAAACCGAUGGCGUAACAGAAGAUCUCAACGUCUUGACAAGAUGGAAAUUCUCAACUUACAAUCCAGUCUACAGAGUGAAAUUCAGGCCAAACAACAAAUUUGUGAAGAGCUUACAAAAUCAAAAGCAAGUCAAGUUGCAACAGAAAACAAGCUCUUUGAAUAUGAAUCUGAGGUAAAAAAGUUAAAAGAAGAAUUAAAAGAGGCAAAAGAAUUCAGAAAUUUUGCUGGAGAUAAAUUUGACAACAAAAACAACGCAGAACUUGUUGGUAAAUGGAAAAGUGCUGAACACCAGGAAAUGAGAGAUCAGAGGGAAGAUGAUCACCAAGAUCGUUCACAACUGAUGAAAUUCUUCCAAGGUUUUAACACAUCAUCUUUACCAUUUGAGGAUUGGGAAGGUCUAUUAAGCUAUGAUUAUGCAGGGAAACCAACUGAGUCAUCAAAUGAAAGUGAAGUUGAAGAAUCUAGUGAGGAUGCUUCUUCAAUCAAUGACUCUCGAACUGCUUCACAUACUGACCUACCCAAUGAAAUGGACUCUGUGCCUUCAGCUAUUGCUUCAGAGUCUCCAAAGUCAAGGAAUGAUUCAUUUUAUGAUCAACCCUGGAACAGUGGCCAAAAAAAUUAUUCUUUGCCAAAGCAGUCUAAUCAACCUAAAGGUCAUCAAUUCACUGUUACUACUUUCAAUACAUUACACAAAUUCUCUCAAACUACUUUCCUUUUCUCUCUCUCUCUCUCUCGAACUACUACUAUUACUCUCUCUCGAAUUACUACUACUAUUACUCUCUCUCGAAUUACUACUACUAUUACUCUCUCUCGAAUUACUACUACUAUUACUCUCUCUCGAAUUACUACUACUAUUACUCUCUCUCGAAUUACUACUACUAUUACUCUCUCUCGAAUUACUACUACUAUUACUCUCUCUCGAAUUACUACUACUACUCUCUCUCGAACUACUACUACUACUACUACUCUCUCUCGAACUACUACUACUACUACUCUCUCUCGAACUACUACUACUCUCUCUCGAACUACUACUACUCUCUCUCGAACAACAACUACUACUACUACUCUCUCUCGAACAACAACUACUACUAACUACUCUCUCUCUCUCAACUACUACUACUACUCUCUCUCGAACAACUACUACUACUACUCUCUCUCGAACAACUACUACUACUACUCUCUCUCGAACAACUACUACUACUACUCUCUCUCGAACAACUACUACUACUACUCUCUCUCGAACAACUCUCUCUCUCUCUCUCGAACAACUCUCUCUCUCUCUCUCUACUUCUCUCUCUCUCUCUCUACUGCUACUACUCUCUCUCUCUCUCAACAGCUCUCUCUCUCUCUCUCGUACAACUACUCUCUCUCUCUCUCUCUAUUCUACUCUCCAUGUCUCUCUCUCUCUCGUUCACUCUCUCUCUCUCUCGUACUACUCUCUCUCUCUCUCAACUCUACUCUCUCUCUCUCAACUCUCUCUCUCUCUCGUUCUCUCUCUCUCUCUCUCGACUACUCUCUCUCUCUCUCUCGUACUCUCUCUCUCUCUCUCGUACUACUCUCUCUCUCUCUCUCUCUCUCUCUCCUCUCUCUCUCUCGUGCUACUCUCUCUCUCUCUCUCUCUCUCUCUCUCUCUCUCUCUCUCUCUCUCUCUCUCUCUCUCUCUCUCUCUCUCUCUCUACUACUCUCUCUCUCUCUCUACUACUCUCUCUCUCUCUCUCUCUCUACUCUCUCUCUCUCUCUCUCAUACUCUCUCUCUCUCUCUCUCUCUCUCUCUCUCUCUCUCUCUCUCUCUCUCUUUCUCUCUCUCUCUCUCUCUCUCUCUCUCUCUCUCUCGUACUACUCUCUCUCUCUCUCUCUCUACUCUCUCUCUCUCUCUCUCGUACUACUCUCUCUCUCUCUCUCUCUCUCUCUCUCUCUCUCUCUCUCUCUCUCUCUCUCAGGACUACUACUACUCUCUCUCUCUCUCUCUCUCAUUGGAUGA